GGUUCAGCUGGACUCAAGCCUGUUGGAGCCAAAUCUGAUUAGAGAAACAGUUAAAUGGAACGCUCUGGAGCUACAACUCACUUCAAAGCUUACUGAACUCAGCAGAAAGGAACCAGAAGUUCAGUUAAUAAAGGACAUUUGAGGAUGCAUGUCCAGAGAUCUGGGAUGUUGUAAACUUCGCAGACGUUCCCCUAGAAGAGGUCAUUGCAGCAGCAGUUUCCGUGCCGAGAAAUUGACACCAGCACCAGUGAUGCCAGGCAGUGUGAGUCCUGUCCUUCUCUUGUCUCUGUCCCUGACUGUGGGUUCAGUCCUGGGCCAGUCGUCUUCCCACAAUACCUUCAUCAUCCAGUACUUAGAGAGGAGACUUGCACAGAUGGAGGAACGUCUGAAUCGAUGUGAGCAAAACACAGUGGACGUAACACAGAAGAUCUACGACCUCUCCUCUGAAGUCAGGAAUCACUUGUCCACUGUCAGCGGUCUGAGAUCAGAGGUGAGGAGCCAGGUGGAUGGCGUUUCUGUGCGUGUAGACCGGGUGGAGAGAGAGUUGGAGUAUCUAGAAAAUAAGAUCCCCAGCCUGCCCAACAUUGAGAUGGAGCAGGCACUGCUGGAACAAGAGAUAAAAGCCGAGGAAUUGGACCAGCUGAAAAAGAAAGACAGAAUCAAACUGGACAAUGACUGCAGCACAGUCCUGAGUACAGUCAAGUCUCUGAAGAUUGUGAAGAGAGAGGGAGACACCUAUGGUUCCUGGUUCAAGGACCCCUCUGAAGGAUCAGCUAAGGUCUACUUCCUCAGUGGGCUUAGAAACAACACCCUGCUGGAAUAUGUUAAUCUGAAGCGCUUCACAGAGGGAAGCACCACACGGCCAGCGAAGGCAAUAGAGCUGCCUUUUGACUGGCAGGGAACUGGCCAUGUGGUCUACAAUGGAUUCCUCUACUACCACAAGGCAGACACUCCCAACCAGAUACUGAAGGUAGACUUGGUGAACGGUACAGUGGUAGAUAGCACACUGCUGCCAGGAGCAGGUCGUCUACCCGUCUAUGGACUGAACCUCAACACCUACAUGGACCUAGCUGUGGAUGAACUGGGCCUCUGGGUCAUCCAUGCCGACCCUGACUAUGGAGGAAACCUGGUCAUCACCAAACUGGAUAAAUGGACUUUGGCAGUGGAGUACACCUGGGACACACUGUGUAAAAGCCGCGAUGCUGAGGGAGCCUUCCUGAUCUGCGGGACGCUCUACGUGGUCUACAACACCCGCUAUGGAGGACGAUCCGCCAUACAGUGCCUCUAUGACAUCCAUGACACCAUCCACAGUAAUGAGAGUCCUGUGCUGUUCUUCCCGAAGCGCUACACCAGCCACAGCAGCCUGUACUAUCACCCUAAAGACAAACAGCUGUACGCCUGGGACGAUGGCUACCAGACCAUAUACAAGGUGGAGACACGCAGGAAUGACCAAGUCCCUGUUGAAUCAGGAUAAUAUCUACAAUGUUCAUCAGUUAGAAACUUGUCUGUUUUCACGUUUAAACAUACUCUCAAAUUAUGCACUAUAGGGUACAUCUCUUCUCAUAAAGAAAGCAUUUCUAAAAGUUACUGAUGAUCUACUGUUCAGUACCACGAUCCUUUGCUGGCAAUGGUUCCUGCCUUUAUCACUGUUCUUAUUUUAAAGAAAAAGAUCAUGUCCAACCAGAGGCACAUGUUAUGCAUCAUGCAGGCCUCAUGUUUUGUAAUAUCACAAUAAAGAGCAUUGAAGUG
Messenger RNA from Myripristis murdjan (pinecone soldierfish), 1749 nucleotides. RefSeq names its product olfactomedin-like 1 (gene olfml1). The record is from RefSeq and is a predicted model, not a curated record. The coding region runs from base 149 to 1474 and encodes 441 amino acids. Gene Ontology annotation, biological process: signal transduction. The transcript has 8 exons. NCBI's taxonomy places the organism in Eukaryota, Metazoa, Chordata, Actinopteri, Holocentriformes, Holocentridae.